Molecule: messenger RNA, 1444 nt
Organism: Kockovaella imperatae
Lineage: Eukaryota; Fungi; Basidiomycota; Tremellomycetes; Tremellales; Cuniculitremaceae
Exons: 5
Coding region: 61-1290 (409 amino acids)
Source: RefSeq, a predicted model, not a curated record
ACCUCUCUUCUCUUCUCAUCUCAUCCAUCUGACUUUCAAGGCAAGACCUUCCCCAGAACCAUGUCCUCCCAAGUCAAAAACGAGCCUUCUACACCACCCCGGCGCAUCAUGGGUCCACCCCCGACUCCCAUAUCAUCUGGGUCGAGUGCUAAAAAUCCAAUAAGGAUCAAGUCGGAGCUUCCUAGCCCGCCUCCUACUCCUCCUCCUUCUUCUUCUCUCAGAGCGUCUCAGACCGGUCCUCAGAGGGCAACUCCUAGUCGUUCAUACAGUCGCCUAGCAUCACUCGGGCCCGUUCGCCGCGAGACUUCUAUAUCGAGGUCAAGGCCUGUGACCGUCUAUCAUCGCCGGCCUAGCGCCUCUCCAAGAGCUUCACGUGCUCCCUCAAGAACCGUGUCACAAGAGCCUUCCGCUUUGCGGUCCGGCUCCAGCUCGUCGACGGUGGGUCCAGAAAGCUGUACAUCCUUGCUGCUGUAUACGCAGAGGAGCCCGAGGCAAGGGUAUAGAGCAUCAAGGACUCGAACGCCCGCCUCUCCCGUGCCCAGCUCCCGACGUACAGCUCGACCUCGAAGCCCCUCCUCGUUUACUCUACGAGGAGCUUCAGUAGCAUCGACCGCCAUCGAGUCGAUCGACCUCGAGCCGGAGCUUCCUCCAAACCGGACGUACGGGCGAGACGUUCAGACUAGGGAACGACGUCCCAGAGACCCCCCUCCAGCACCUGCUCAACCUUCCGUCGUGAUCCCUCCUGCGUUGAGGGAUACAAAGACCGAGAUCACCGCACUGUUAGCGGAUAUCCAGGCAGAGCAUCCCGAGAGAGAAGCGGGACAGGCAGAGAUCUUGUCCGACUUGCUCCAAGCGAGUCUUGGUGAAGAUGGAAGUCCGAGGGUGGACCUCAUGAAAGCCUUGCAGGCAGAGCUCGAUUAUGAUGCUUGUGCCACAAUAUCCAAUCUGAACUCGCUCUUCACUUUAUUGGAGUUCAUCGUCACAUUGGUUGUCACCAAUCUCCCAGCCGAAUCCUCAAAGGGCAAGAACAGCAGUGGGAAGGACGCAGCUUUCAUGAGCGAGCUGCACCGGGAUAUUGAUAGUCUCAGUGGGAAUCUCACGAGGCGAGCGAGUAGGCAGGAGGCAUCAAAGGUCUUGAGGAAAUUGUCUAUCCUGUCGACAAGGAAGAUGGAUGAAAGAUUGGCUGAGCUUCAAGUGAGCUGGCCCAAGCUGGAUAUCGACCACCUGGAGGUCUGGUUUGAUCGCUUCAAGAGUCUGUCAGAAGCGAUACUCAACGAGGUCCAUUGGUAACGGUAUACAUGUCAUCCAUCAUUCGUCCCUGAAGGGUCGGCCACUCUCAUAGUUCUCAUGUGUGGAAGAUACGUUCAGCACAUACAUCCUUCCUUGGGAGUAUUUACUCCUUCUCGAGCGAUUUGUAGCAUCAUAAUCAUGCAUUGUAGCGACC